CCCUUUUCAUUUUUCCGACUCUGUUUCAGACUGUGCAGAGAAAGAGGAGAGAGAAAAGCACACAGAACAGAGCAAAGUAACAAAGAAGAGCUGUGUGCCUGUAUCUCCGUCCGUUCCUAGAGCUCUGUGUCUCCGUUUUCCUUCAUCUGCAUGGAAAAUCUAUCACAUUCUCGCCAACCAAACAUAGUCUCCAAGAGAAGCUGCAAUGGCAGCACUAAUAAGUUCACUUACGACGACGUGUUUGGUGGCCCGCCUAAGUUCGGAGCCCCGACUCUGUCGCCUCGGGUCGAGGAUUACAGCGAGAUAUUUGGCGGUUUCCACGAGUCACGAGCCUCCUCCAUUCCUGUCCUCGAUCUCCCAUUGGCCUGCAAUGAAGUAGCCGAGGUUUUCUUCGAUGUACGAAGCUCCGGUUUUGACUAUCGUGAAGUUUUUGGAGGAGUCAAUGGCCAUGAUUUUGCAGUAUCUUACGAGGAGUUGUUUAUGAUGGACCAAUCCAACGGUUUUGGUGAUUCCUCCGACGAGGCUUGGACUCCAGCAGAAGCUGAAAAUCUAUCAGAAGAGUUGGAUCAUUCUGCAAAGGAUCAAUGCUUAUCAAAUGGUGACUUAUAUGAUUCGGUUGAUGGUGGUAUCGAAUUUGACAUAGCAUAUAAUAAAGCUGGUCAAAGAAGCAAUGAAGAUUUGCGAAAUGGGAUCACGCACAUGACACAGCUGCACGAUGUUUCUGGAUACACUUUUGUUGUUGAUAAAAGCACUUCCUUGCCAAAGACAGACUACGAGUACCAAUAUCUGCUAGAAAAUGAUGAUUAUCUCAAUAUGGACUGCAGUGGGGAAAUGUUGAGAGGAAGGCAACUCAGAAAAGUCAUGUCACACCCAGUCAAUGGUAGUACUGAUGGGCUAUUUGAAAAUGAUUUUGGAAUGCACAGGGAAUUUGUCAGAAAUGGCUCUCUUCCGAACGAGACGUUUGUAACAAUUUCUGAUGUCAGCCUUAAGACUCGGCCUUCUCAUUUGCCACCUCCUUUUAGACCACCGCCUGCAUUAGAAGUUAAAAAGGAAGAUUAUGCUGAAGCAAUUCCAAACUGUAAAAAUGUUGCCUCUGAAGAGACAGCUGGAGAUAGUUCUCCUCGCUACUUUGAUGUAGAGGUAGAUGCAAGUUCAUCAGCUGCAGCUUCUGCUGCUUCUUUGAAAGAAGCAAUGGAGAAAGCUCAGUCAAAGCUCAAAAGUGCCAAAGAAUCAAUGGAGAGGAAGAGGGAGGGUUUUCAAACUCGUAAAUCAGGUUCAAAGAAGGGCAGAGAAGAUAAGGUAGAAAAAGUGACUAAGAUUGUAAGUGGCUCUGAUAGUAGGCAAGAUGAUAGAGGGCAGAACACUAGUCAAAGAGAAGAUAAUGGAAUGGAAUUUUCAAUUUUGGAGGAGAAGCAGAAAGUUAAAAUGACAAGCCAGCCAAUUUCAGACUCAUUAGAAGGGAAAAAGCAUCUAAAUGUUGCCAAAAGAGCUGCAGAUGAGAAUCAUGGAAGGGAAUCCUUGUCAUCUCAAGGGUCUGAUAGAAUUGCUGGAGCUGGUGAGUGGAAAGAAGCUACUCAAUUUUUUGAAUGGGAAGUGAAUGAAAAGAGACACAAAGAGACGCGCGAAAGAGAAGAAAAUGAGAAGAGACUGAGAGAGGCUCGCGAAAGAGAGGAGAAUGAGAAGAGACUGAGAGAGGCUCGCGAAAGAGAGGAGAAUGAGAAGAGACUGAGAGAAGCUCGCGAAAGAGAGGAGAAUGAGAAGAGACUGAGAGAAGCUCGUGAAAGAGAGGAAAAUGAGAGGAAGCAGAGAGAAGCUCGCGAAAGGGAGGAGAAUGAAAAUGAGAGGAAGCAGAGAGAAGCUCGCGAAAGGGAGGAGAAUGAUGAGGAAGAGACGCAGAGAGAAGCUCGCCGAGAGAGGGAGGAGAAUGAAGAAGAGAACUUAGAGAAGAGCUGCGCGACAGGAGAGAGAGACUGGAGAAGGAGACAGAGAGGAAGCUCGAGGAAAGAGAGAAAGAUGGAAGAGGAAGCCAGAAGAGAAAGCUUUCGAAAGGGAAGGAAAAUGAUGAGGAGGCAGAGAGAAAGGCUCGCGAAAGAGGAGGAAGGGAAAGAGGAGAACGAAGGGAAGGCUGCUGGUGAGGAAAAUGAGAGGAAGCAGAGAGAAGCUUUCGAAAGGGAGGAAAAUGAGAGGAGGCAGAGAGAAGCUCGCGAAAGAGAGGAAAGUGAGAGGAGAGUGAGAGAAGCUCGCGAAAGAGAGGAAAGUGAGAGGAGACAGAGAGAAGCUCGCGAAAGAGAUGAAAUUGAGAAGAGAUUGAAAGAGGCUUUGGAGAAGGAAGAGAAUGAGAAGAGACUGAAAGAGACUCUUGAGAAGGAAGAGAGACGAAGGGAGGCUGCUGUCCGGGAAGAGAAUGCAAAGAAAGAAAGGGAGGCCUGUGAGAGAAAUGACAAGAGGUUCAAAGAGGCUCUUCAGAAGGAAGAGAAUGAGACGAUACUCAAAGUGGAUGUUGAGCAAGAAGAGAAUGAUAAAAGACUAGGUGAAACUCAUGAAAGAGAAGAAAAUGAGAAGAAACAGAGGGAGGAUCGCAAUGUAUCAGACCAAUCAUGUAAGCUGGAUGAUGAUAAGAACUCUGGAGCUACUCAAUUAACUGGCAUGCAUGAGGGGAACAAUGAAAAACUGGAAUCAGCUAAGGAGUUUGGUCUUGAAGAAACUAGCAAUAGAUUGGCCAAACAAAGAAAUAGUGAAAAGGAAGUAGCAUCUGGCAUAGAACAUGAUAGGAGCCAAGUUGUCACGAAAGAUUUGACUAGCAAUGAACAGAAGACCAUUGAAAAUGUUUGGAGCACUUUCCAAGUUGAUUCAGAUGCUGGAGAUCAGGGUAAGAAAUUUGCUUAUGAAAAGUGUGAUAUAGGAAAGAAUUUUGAGCAAACUCAAGUACCCUUAAAUCAGGGAAACAAGGAUAAUUUUGUGUCGGCUAGAAUAGUGAAAGAAUCAGUUGAAAUGGGAAGGAAACUGGAAGGAGCUCAGCCAGCUAUACUUGAAGUAAAAGGAAGCACUCACAGGAUGACCCAGCAGGUUAAUGCAAGUCAGAGCAUUGAGAGAAAAGUGAAGAAUUCUAGUGAGACCCUUUCAUCAGAAUGCAAAGACUCUGAAAGAAUGAAGAGAGAAAGAGAUCUAGAAAUGGAACGCCUUAGAAAGAUAGAGGAAGAGAGGGAGAGGGAGAGGGAAAGAGAGAAGGAUAGGAUGGCUGUUGACAGAGCAACAAUGGAAAUGCGUGAAAAAGCAUAUGUUGAAGCUAGGGAGAGGGCAGAACGUGCUGCUGUGGAAAGAGCAACGGCUGAAGCUCGACAAAGAGCUCUGAAUGAGGCUCGUGAAAGACUAGAGAAGGCGUGUGCAGAUGCUAGGGAAAAGUCUGAUAAGGCAUCCAUGGAGGCAAGGUUCAGGGCAGAGCGUGCUGCAGUAGAGAGAGCAACUGCAGAGGCAAGGGAGCGUGCUUUUGAGAAAGCAGUGGCUGAAAGGGCUACCUUUGAGGCAAGAGAACGUGUAGAAAGAUCUGUUUCAGACAAAUUCUCAGUAUCUUCCAGAAAUAGUGGAAUGAGACCAAGUUCUUCCACCUCUGAUCUACAAGAUAUGCAAUACCAAGGUGCUGGAUCACUUAGUGGUUCAAGAUAUCAAUAUUCCAUGGUAUAUAAUGAAAGAUCCGAAGCAGUUGAAGGUGAAUCAGCUCAGAGGUGUAAAGCCAGGUUGGAGAGAUAUCGAAGAACAUCUGAACGUGCGGCGAAAGCCCUGGCAGAGAAAAACAUGCGUGAUCUUCUUGCUCAAAGAGAACAAGCAGAGAGAAAUAGAUUAGCAGAAACUCUGGAUGCUGAUGUGAAGAGGUGGUCAAGCGGGAAAGAGGGCAACCUGCGUGCUUUGCUUUCGACACUGCAAUAUAUACUUGGGCCAGAUAGUGGUUGGCGACCAAUUCCACUAACAGAAGUUAUAACCGCAGCUGCGGUAAAGAAAGCUUACAGAAAAGCCACUCUUUGUGUUCAUCCUGACAAAUUACAGCAACGUGGUGCAAGUAUUCAGCAGAAGUACAUAUGUGAGAAGGUGUUUGAUCUUUUGAAGGAGGGUUGGAAUAAAUUCAACUCAGAGGAGCGUUAAGAGUUCCUGUGCUGAUUUAUAUCAGUCUACAGUUAGAUCAAUUCUGUAAUCCCAAGUAAAUAUCUCUAUAUGCAUUUUAAUUUCUUCCGUUGUUUCUAUAUGUAAUUUUGUGCACAAGAAAAUAGGAAUUAAACAAAUAUUAUUCAAGGAAAAUUGGCUACUCUCGGUUCCAGAUGUUAUCGCCACUUCUUUACUUUUUCGCAAA
Molecule: messenger RNA, 4342 nt
Organism: Jatropha curcas
Lineage: Eukaryota; Viridiplantae; Streptophyta; Magnoliopsida; Malpighiales; Euphorbiaceae
Source: RefSeq, a predicted model, not a curated record